UAGACGUCCGAAGAAGCAGAGCUCUCGGGAACUGUGUCUGCAGCCGGACUGCAAGGCCAAUCAUAACACUGACAUUUCAUAUUCAAGCUAGAACCAUUUUACGACGAUUCGUCCUCGAGUGAACUUACUGAUAUCAGAGAUGAGUUUUUCCACGCUGUUUUUUGCAAUCGUACUCGCCUUGGCUUCCUUACACAUGGUCACAAGCACAAGAAGCUCAGGGGCUGGCCCAGGAUCAACCACCGCUAAUUCCAUAGAGGAACAAACAAAUCGUGAAAAAAACAUCGUGAAAGCCGGAGUCAGCAGAGGUCUGGAGGAAUGCCAACGGCUUUUUAAGGACCAGGUCUGGGACUGCAGUUUUUAUAACAAAAGCGUGAAUGGAGAAUUACCCGACUUCGUGCAAAGAACUCUCCCUUACGCCAAUAAGGAGACGGCGCUUUUACAUGCAAUUACCGCCGCUGGCAUCUUUCAAGAAAUCAUUUCCCAGUGCGAUGCUAACAAAAUCAUCGAUUGCAGUUGUGACAAAAAAGGACGGCGAUCGCCUGGAUGCAAAGACAAACUGUCGUUUGCCGAGAGGACCACCCUGAGACUCCUAACAGUUCGACGCCCAUGGAACGACGAACGAAGAAAAAUCGACACUGACAAUCAGCAAGUGGGAAUAAAGGUUUUCAAGAAGAGUUAUAAUCGCAAUUGUCCUAGAGCUCGUAAGAAUUGUAAUACUUUUCAAGACGUUGCUAAUGAACUCAAAAACAAAUAUGACUCUGCCAUCAACAAGACGAACAAGCCGCUCUCUGCUGGGGUUUUCCAAAGAAAUACUAUGCAAGUACUGACUUACCGGGAUCCGUCACCUGAUUACUGCGUGCGUAAUGUGACCGCUGGCUCACCGGGCUUGAAAGAAAGAGUUUGCGGAAAUAGUGGUAGAAAAACACGCCAAUGCAGAUCACUUUGUAGACGAUGUGGCCUGAAACUCAAGAGAGUCAACUGCACAAAUUGUUCAGUAAAGAAUACAGUAACAGUCUGCAAGCAGAAGAACCCCAAGCAUUAGAGUCAAGCCUGGCGUAGAUGUUGAAAUUGAGAAACUAUUCUUUUGUCAUUAUAAUGAAUAACUUAGCCUUAUUGUCAAGGCAAUUCUAUUUACAAAAACCCGUCGCAUUUUAGUCUUUUAAGUCAGGCGCCUUUUAAUUUCAGGCUCCUGAAUCAACCGCUUGUAGGUUUUAGUGAUACAGUAACUUUUGUAAUUUAUGCUAAUAUUGCCACGUCUAUAUUAUCAUAUACUGAACUUGAGAGUACUUAGAAACACGUUCAUCGACCGCCUUCCAAGAGGAAAGUACCUAUAUUUAUAAUACAAGUUUGUUGAUAUAUGCCAUUUGCUUAUACUUGGUAUGGCCUUAGAGUACCAUAAAUAGUUCACACUUUGUAAUAAGCUGUGCUGCUUGGAAUUGGUAUUUUUUAGUAGAAAUAUUUUAGCCCGUCCCUUUAAGAUAUUUGAAGAAUUCCCAACCUCUCAUAAUUUUACACUACAAUGUGCAGUUUUAAACAGGCACAGCAAAAGAUCUGCUAAAGAAAAUAUUUUUGCGAAGUUAUAUAUGUGUAUUCAUUUGUUGCUAAAUCUAGACACGAUGAUUGAAAAGUGAAUUUUGUUAAGUUCUUGUUACUGAAAGUCUUUCUCCAAGCACCUGAAGGUAGUUCAACUGAAAACUCAUUUUGAUGAAAACUAGAUGUAAACUAAUAAUAAAUGACCAGGCGCAUCUAAGGAAUAUGUGUUGGCUUUGUUUAAAAACUAUUUCCUCUGGAAACAAUUUAUCCUAUUUACAAACUAACAAAUAAAUUGAUAAUAAUGGUGUUUGUAAAA
Stylophora pistillata is the source of this 1849-nucleotide messenger RNA. Its product is annotated as protein Wnt-8a. NCBI's taxonomy places the organism in Eukaryota, Metazoa, Cnidaria, Anthozoa, Scleractinia, Pocilloporidae. Gene Ontology annotation, cellular component: extracellular region. Gene Ontology annotation, molecular function: cytokine activity; frizzled binding. The record is from RefSeq and is a predicted model, not a curated record. Gene Ontology annotation, biological process: cell fate commitment; neuron differentiation; canonical Wnt signaling pathway.